This is a messenger RNA of Anarrhichthys ocellatus (wolf-eel), 2577 nucleotides long. It is a transcript of the gene bmi1a, whose product is annotated as bmi1 polycomb ring finger oncogene 1a. The coding region runs from base 1291 to 2304 and encodes 337 amino acids. Gene Ontology annotation, cellular component: PRC1 complex. The transcript is spliced from 10 exons. Gene Ontology annotation, molecular function: promoter-specific chromatin binding. Gene Ontology annotation, biological process: negative regulation of transcription by RNA polymerase II. Lineage: Eukaryota; Metazoa; Chordata; Actinopteri; Perciformes; Anarhichadidae. The record is from RefSeq and is a predicted model, not a curated record.
CUAAAGGAGAGCGUUACUUUUUUUUUUAUAAGCUUUAUUGCUCUGUAAGAAUUUUGUUCCCUUUUUAGACUUUCUUAAGCUUUCAGCAUCCACCACCCUGCUGAAAGUUCAAAGCUCAUCAGAUAAAGCGCCACAGCGGCUCGGAUUCCAUAAACAUCCGAGAUGCCUUCAUUUUCUGCGGCGCUGGCUGAAGGAUAAAGGCUCCAAUUCAUCAAGUGAAAGUCGCGGCGCAUUCUUUUUUUUUUUGUGCAGAUGUCAGGACAAGCCUGCGACAAAGGUUUGACAUCAGAGUCAUUUGUCAAAUGGACGUGUUUUAACCCAGUGCGUGGGUCUUUUCAAGCAACGAUGAACAGAGAUUAAUAAAGUAGCCGCCUGAUGCUCCAGCCUGCGUGUUCUAGUGAGCGGAUUGAGACACUGGCAGUCAAAACGACACGAACGUGUGGGAGUGCGUGUGCAGCAGUUAUUUUUAACAUCAGAGAGGCGAGGGCACACCAUCAUUAUAGCCUACUUAUGGACGCCCCCAAUAGUGUCAUUUGAGCGCAAGUAGGAUACAUAAUAAGUGCACGUUCUGUGCUUUUUUGAUGUAAAAGUGUGUAUUAUGGGUUAUUUAAAUCAUGCGUCAUAGCCUACAUUAAAAAGACCAUACACCGACACUAAUGUUUUUGCACUCCCAAAGCAGCUGCCUGUUGUCCUUUCAGCUCCAGUGAAGCACAAACCGCUGAGUCCUUUAUGGCAUGUUGCGGUUGAAAGGCUAUUAAAAUGUACACAUAAGUGUUAUUUUAGGCUACAUCAUGCGUAGCGGAUCGGGAGAAUCGGAGUACACCGACAGUAAUUCCAAAGCGCCCUUAAAUGACGAGACCACGUGACCAAAGCGGGGCGGUCGAACUACAAGCCAUUUUAGGGACGGUGUUAGUUUCACCAGAGCACACACACACUACUGCAUUUUUCACCCGGGGUGAAGCGGUUAUUUUGGAGGCAAAGUUAUCGGCACCGAAGUGCGAGCCUUCCAGAGCCGAACCCGGAGCACUCGGCUCCCUCGAAGCCGCGGAUCGGAUACGCUCACGACGCGCAGGGCGGCGAGGAGAAGAGGAGUUUUAUUCGCACAUCUGAAAUGCGCUCCGGUCCGCCGUGCGCUCUCCGCCACUGACAGCGUCUGCAGCCUGCUUCAAGAUGGCGGCUCGGCUCCUAUUCAUUUUCUGCUGAUCGCCUCCCAACUUUCAUUGUCUGCUCGCCUCAAGACCCACCGAUUCCCUGUUCAGCCUCCAGGAUUGUUGUCCCCCCUCUCUCAACAUGCAUCGGACGACCAGGAUAAAGAUUACCGAGCUCAAUCCUCAUCUCAUGUGCGUCCUGUGCGGAGGAUAUUUCAUAGACGCAACGACCAUCAUUGAAUGCCUUCACUCAUUUUGCAAAAUGUGCAUUGUGCGCUAUCUGGAAGCCAGCAAAUACUGUCCCAUCUGUGACGUACAAGUGCAUAAAACGAAGCCUCUGCUCAACAUUAGGUCUGACAAAACUCUACAGGACAUUGUGUACAAGCUGGUCCCCGGCCUCUUCAAAAAUGAAAUGAAGAGGAGGAGAGACUUUUAUGCGGAGCAUCCCGUAGAUGCCUCUAAUGGAUCCAAUGAGGACCGUGGAGAGGUGGCAGACGAGGACAAGAGGAUUAUUACAGAUGAUGAGAUCAUCAGCCUCUCUAUUGAGUUCUUUGAUCACUGCAGACUGGGAGGUUCACUGGAGGACAAGCAGUCUAAAGAUCAAAAUAUGGUGGCUAACAAAAGGUACCUGCAGUGUCCAGCAGCCAUGACAGUCAUGCAUCUGAGGAAGUUUCUGCGCAGCAAAAUGGACAUCCCGAAUGCCUACCAGGUUGAAGUCAUGUAUGAAGACGAACCUCUGAAAGAUUACUACACUUUAAUGGAUAUCGCAUAUAUCUACACUUGGAGAAGAAACGGCCCGUUGCCGCUGAAGUACAGAGUCCGACCCAACUGCAAGAAAAUGAAGGUGAGCCACGCGCAGCAGGAAGGCCAGAACAGCGCGAGCAGAUCCGGUCCCGAGAGCGAUUCUGCCAGCGACAAAGCUGGAAGUCCCGCCGGGGCUCCGUCCACGUCCUCGUCGCUGCCGAGCCCCGGCACGCCUGCGCAGUCCCCGCACCCCCAGCUCCCGCACGGCCCCAUUAAAGUCAACGGGACCCCGGCUGCCGCCGCCCCUCCUCCUCCGACACCCAGUCGGUCCUUCACUCAGUUCGGCAGCGGUAGCGGCGGCAGCAAGGCCCGGAAUGUUUCGCUGAACGGCUCGUCGACCUCCUCCGGAUGACGCGGGACUCCGGACCCGACCAGUCAACGCCAGACACCCGCUCAGCUAAUAGGCCUACUGUUUUCAUGCCAACAUAGUUCCAUUGUGUAGACAAUGUUAUCUCUUUUUCUCUCUCUCUCUCCAUUUGUUGUUCUAAAUAUUAUGGCAUCACAUGUAAGUUUAAACGUAGUGGAAUCAGAUACAUUUCAAAAUAAGAGGAAUGAGCAAGUCGGGGAGGAUGGGAAUGUUUUUAAUAGCCUAUGAAAGCAGAUGUUGAUGAUGACAAAAAAAAAA